Molecule: messenger RNA, 441 nt
Organism: Penicillium egyptiacum
Lineage: Eukaryota; Fungi; Ascomycota; Eurotiomycetes; Eurotiales; Aspergillaceae
Source: the annotation of a GenBank genome assembly
AUGCAGCUCACUCAGCUCCUGCUCGCUACUGGCCUCUUGGCCUCCUCAGCCUUCGCUGCCCCCGCGGACACUUCUGCUAAGUCCAUGAUGGCCGACAGCCCUCAGUGGACCCUCAAGGACACCAAGCGUGUCUGCAACGACGAAGACACGUCCUGCACCUGGACUUUCGGCAUUUACGCUGGCGCCGGCGAUGCCACUCCCUGUACCUACAUCGUGGAGGGCAGCCCUGCCUCCCAGGCCAACGGUGGCCCCGUCACCUGCGGUACAUACACCGUCACCUCCGGCUGGAGCGAUCAGUUCGGCCCGGAGAAUGGUUUCACUACUCUCUCUGUUGUCAACGAGGCUCGCCAGAUUAUCUGGCCUGCCUAUACCGAUAAGCAGGUUGCUGGUGGCGAGGUUGUCAAGCCCGACCAGAGCUACUCCCCUGCUUCUCUCCCUUGA